CAAUUGCAGUGCGCACACACUUCCCGGUGGAGCUGCUCCUGCGAAGAAUAAAAAUACACUCCUAGCAAGCCAGCUAGACGAGUUGUGAAAAAGUUAUGUCUGGCUGUCAAGUGGAUAGAGAGAGACUAUUUUUAAAAAUGGACGUUAUUCCUCGUUUUUCCGUACAUUAAUAGCAGAAACUAUCCCCAUGUCCAGAGAGCCGGCACUGGUGACAAGUCAACUGCGAAGGUAAGUUACUAGCUGUCGUUAGCUAGUAAUGUCUCUAACGUUACCAUCUGCCGAUAUACUUGAAACACCUCCUGGAUAUCCGUUUGAAGAAAUCAACUAUGAAGAUAUUGAAGUUGAGGAGGUGGUGGGAAGAGGAGCUUUUGGAGUUGUUUGCAAAGCCAAAUGGAAAGGGAACGAUGUUGCAAUCAAGACCAUUGAAAGUGAAUCGGAGAGGAAAGCCUUUAUUGUUGAGCUCCGGCAGCUUUCACGUGUGAAUCAUCCCAACAUUGUGAAGUUGUAUGGCUCUUGCAAUAAUCCAGUCUGCCUUGUGAUGGAAUAUGCUGAAGGCGGGUCAUUGUACAAUGUGCUGCAUGGUGCUGAACCCCUCCCCUAUUACACUGCUUCCCAUGCCAUGAGCUGGUGUUUUCAGUGUUCCCAGGGCGUGGCCUAUCUCCAUGGCAUGAAACCAAAGGCUCUCAUUCACAGGGACCUCAAGCCACCCAAUCUGCUUCUAGUAGCAGGCGGCACUGUGCUGAAGAUAUGUGACUUUGGUACAGCAUGCGACAUUCAGACCCACAUGACCAACAACAAAGGAAGUGCAGCCUGGAUGGCCCCAGAGGUAUUUGAAGGUAGCAAUUACAGCGAGAAGUGUGAUGUGUUCAGCUGGGGGAUCAUUCUCUGGGAAGUGAUCACGCGCAGGAAGCCCUUUGAUGAAAUUGGAGGACCAGCUUUUCGCAUUAUGUGGGCUGUGCACAACGGCACAAGACCUCCUUUAAUCAAAAAUUUGCCCAAGCCCAUUGAGAGUCUGAUGACUCGCUGCUGGUCUAAAGACCCCUCUCAGAGGCCGUCCAUGGAGGAGAUAGUGAAGAUCAUGACUCAUCUAAUGAAGUACUUCCCAGAAUCUGAUGAACCCCUGCAAUAUCCAUACCAGUAUUCAGAUGACGGACAGAGCAACUCUGCAACUAGUACAGGUUCAUAUGUGGACUACACUGGCACCAGCACAAGCAACAAAAGUGACGCAAACAUGGAGAACAGUGAUUCUCAAGGGAGCAACGACACUAUCAAGAUUACACCUCAGUUUGCUCCUUACUUCAAGCCAAAGGCAGACCCAUUGAGGACUCUACCUCUGUCCAGGGGGGGCAGUGUUGAGAGUCUGCCUGCACGAACACAGUGCCCGGCGUCAUCUGAGAGCAAAAGAAUGAGUGCUGACCUUUCGGAGCUUGAGACAAAGUUGCCAUUUGCACCUGCAGCACGUCCCCAGUAUAAACGAGGCCACCGUAAAACGGCGUCAUUCGGCACCAUUCUGGAUGUCCCCAAGAUCAUCGUCACAGCCACAUGCGAGCCUCAGAGACGUCGAUCCGUGCAGGAUCUGCCAGGCAUCGGCACAGAGUCCAGCCAGGGGAGCAGGAACAGCAGCCGGUCCUCCAGUCCUAGUGUGAGGAUGAUGCCCCCUGAUAAGACGAGCAGCAGAGGUUACUUCUCCCCUGAUGACCCCACAGACACCAACGGCUCAGACAACUCCAUUCCCAUGGCUUAUCUGACCCUGGAUCACCAGCUGCAGCCUCUCGCUCCCUGUCCCAACUCCAAAGAAUCCAUGGCCGUGUUUGAGCAGCACUGCAAGAUGGCCCAAGAAUACCUAAAAGUGCAAACAGAGAUUGCCCUGCUGAUCCAGAGAAAGAAGGAGCUCAUUGCUGAACUGGACCAAGAUGAGAAGGAUCAGCAGAACACGUCCCGUCUGGUGCAGGAGCACAAAAAGCUGCUGGAGGAGAACAAGAGUCUGUCAACAUACUACCAGAAGAGCAAAAAACAGCUGGAGCUGAUCCGGGUCCAGCAACAGAAGAGACAGGGCACGUCGUGAUGAGACGGAGACAUUUGAACUGCUACCAUCCCCUCCCUGCCCCCCCCUCCUCACCCCAGUGUUAUAACACUACCCACUCUCAUGCACCACACACACACACACACACACACACACACACACACACACACACACACACACACACACUGUUACUAGUCUGGCUUUGUAAAGAGACCUGCAUUCUACUGUGUCCUGCAUGUUGCAUUGUAGGCCCUUACUUCUGUGCAGCAGGAAGGUGACGUCCUCUGUACAUUUGCACAUCCUCACAGUGUGUUCUGUGAGCGCAGACCAAACAAUCACUGCACCAGAGCCUGCUGCUGUGCCCGGGAUGGACCAUUUUCUUCAGCAGCUGUGUGUCCUCUGGGUGUGAAGGCGGGCCCAUGAGUGCUUCUCUAUACGUUUGCUCUCAGGGCCUCUGGGCUGCCCGCUCAGUGUGUGUCCUCUCGUCUGCAGCUGACAGCCGCGCCGUCCUCCACAAUGUGAAAACCAAGACAAAGGCUUUUCUGCAAAAAAGUGUGAAUCGUAUGCACAAAUAGAGAUCGACGAGGAUGAUUGAAAGCUGUUGUGUAGUGCGUGCGUGGAUUCCCUGUUAUGCAAACCACACACCCCUUAAAUCAAGGUAUUUAUCUCCAACCUCUCCCUUUUCUAAUUGUGAGCAUGUCUUCAGAGAGGGAUGUCCUUCAUGUCAGACGUCACUGACACUGAGGAAUAUGUCGAGGCUUGUGUAAACCUGGAUGCAGCAUUAAUAAUCUGCUCCUCAUGCCGCAGAUACAGGGAGCUGUGGAUUCCCCUUUUAUUUGGACUUCAUUGUUGUUUUUGCGUGUAGAUGUUUUCGUCUUUUCUAUUCAAUAGUUCACUUUGUAUGAUAGCUCUUGUGUCAUUUUUGCAUUAGGAAAUAUGUUAUCUGGUCUGGGAAUGCCCUUGUGGACAAAAUGGAGGAUCCUAUUCCUCCCGACAGUAUCUAGUUUGUUUUUAGUUCACAUGUUGCCUUAGAAGUUGCCUGCAUUUUAAGUGCUUGUUUUACGUGACAUUUAGUGGGGGGGGGGAUAAAAGCUCAAAGAAGAGGAUGUUUUGUAAUGUAAUGGACAUGAAUGAAAUGAUUUCCGGAGGGAGUGAGAAGGAUCUAUGACAGUAAGCUGAUAUGUAAAUGUUUCCCACCAGCUUUACAUCCAAAACAUGAACUGUACUCUAAAAGAAUGUGUUUUUGUUUUUUUCUUAGUCUCAUAUCCCUCAAGUACUUUUGCACAAUCAAUUUUAUUUUGUCAUGUACACAUUUUAUUUCUCAUUUAAACAAAUCCGAUUUUAAAAUGUUGAGACUUGAUGAGUCUUCCUUUUUAAAUGUUACUGUUCAGGAGUGAAUGUUCACUGGGUCUCUUCGUGAGUUUUCUGUUCACUGAUUAAUUUAACACACACACACACACACACACACACACACACACACACACACACACACUAUAUGACGGUGAGCAAGGCAUUAUAAAAUAAACUGAAUGGUGAAGAUA
Molecule: messenger RNA, 3564 nt
Organism: Cottoperca gobio
Lineage: Eukaryota; Metazoa; Chordata; Actinopteri; Perciformes; Bovichtidae
Gene: map3k7
Product: mitogen-activated protein kinase kinase kinase 7
Exons: 18
Coding region: 257-2065 (602 amino acids)
Biological process (GO): positive regulation of canonical NF-kappaB signal transduction; protein phosphorylation; JNK cascade
Molecular function (GO): ATP binding; MAP kinase kinase kinase activity; magnesium ion binding
Source: RefSeq, a predicted model, not a curated record